This is a messenger RNA of Durio zibethinus, 2441 nucleotides long. RefSeq names its product zinc finger protein JACKDAW-like. Gene Ontology annotation, molecular function: DNA-binding transcription factor activity. The record is from RefSeq and is a predicted model, not a curated record. NCBI's taxonomy places the organism in Eukaryota, Viridiplantae, Streptophyta, Magnoliopsida, Malvales, Malvaceae. Gene Ontology annotation, cellular component: nucleus.
AUGUCUGGUGAUAUGUUUUCUAUGCCUGCUUCAAUAGGAGGGUUUGUUGAAGACCAAAAUAAUGCAAACCCUAACCCUAAAUCUAAUCCUAAUCCUGUUAAGAAGAAGAGAAAUCUUCCAGGGACUCCUGAUCCAGAUGCUGAAGUUAUUGCUUUAUCUCCCAAAACUCUUAUGGCUACAAACAGAUUCAUAUGUGAAAUAUGCAACAAAGGUUUCCAAAGAGACCAAAACUUACAGCUUCAUCGCAGGGGUCACAAUCUUCCAUGGAAGCUCAGGCAAAGAACCAACAAAGAAGUUCGGAAGAAGGUUUAUAUUUGCCCUGAGAAAACCUGCGUUCACCAUGAUCCAUCCAGAGCACUUGGCGACCUCACUGGAAUAAAGAAACAUUAUAGCAGAAAACAUGGAGAGAAGAAGUGGAAAUGUGAGAAAUGUUCAAAGAAAUAUGCUGUUCAAUCCGACUGGAAAGCUCACUCCAAAACUUGUGGCACUAGAGAGUAUAAGUGUGACUGUGGGACACUAUUUUCCAGAAAAGACAGCUUUAUCACCCAUAGAGCAUUUUGUGACGCCUUAGCUGAAGAAAGUGCAAGAUUCACUUCCGUUGCAGCGGCAAACCUAAAUUUCAGAAAUGAUAAUGUGAACCUGCCUCAUGGAUUUGCUGGCCGAGGAGUUCAAGAUGUUGCUGGAAUUCCUCAAUUUGGUUCCGGUUUUGCACAAGAUUUUAGUGGGACGCCUUCAGCAGUUUUGCCUGAGAUGGUUCAAAUGGCUUCAGGCGAUCUCUUUGGCUCAUCUUCACUGAACAAUUUCGGUAGCCAGGGUCACUUCCCUGGAUUUAACAAGAGUGGUGCAACAUCAACAAAUUCGAAUCUCUCCUCAUCGCCAUUGCCACAAGGGUUAAAAGAAGAAGGUGGAAAAAAAGGCGAUUUGAUGGAAAGCUUGUCGUCUCUCUACUCAGAUACUCAAAACAAGCAAUCCAAGCCUGCUGCACCCAUGUCAGCAACAGCACUUUUGCAAAAAGCAGCCCAAAUGGGUUCAACAAGAAGCAAUCCUUCCUUCUUUGGAAACAGUUUUGGUGUAACGAACUCAUCUUCUUCUCACACGGCGAGUUUAAGUACAACUCAGAAUAGAAAUGAUCAGCUGCAUCAGGUCUAUCCAGAUGUGAAACAACAAGAGAAUUUCAUGGCAUCAAGUAGUGUAUCAAUGAGUGCUGAUGCAGGUCUUGGAAGUUCAAAUUUGAAUUCAAUGACUAGUGCUACAAGCAACAACCUUGAUCAGCUCAUGUUACAAACAGGAGCAAAACAAAGUGACCCAAGUCAAUUAAAGAUGCACCCUAGUUCAAAUUCCAUUGAUCGAAGCCUGACUAGAGACUUCCUUGGCAUGGGUAAUGAUCAAUCUUCUCGUCCAUUUUUACCCCAAGAACUCGCCAAAUUUGCAUCAAUUGGCUCGACCAUGGACCUGAGUCAAUUCACCAGCAGCCACUGAGCUCAGCUACCUUUCCAAAUACCGUUACAGGCUUACAGCUCAGUAUUAAAAAAUGCUGCAACAAUAUACGAUCGAGGUCCUAUACAAUAUAUAUAUUGUAUUUAUAUAUAUAUCUGCAAUAUAGUUUUAAAAAAAGCUCAAAGUUGGGGGCCGAGUUGGAGUCUCGAUGUAUUGGCAAAGCAAAACCAAAUUAACCCCCUGAAAAGCACAGAAGCUCAUCUUGUGAAUGUUCAGUGGAACUGCCGAGGGGGGUCGGUGAAGGGGCCCCAAUUCCAUGUUUGAAAUGACUAAACAUUGAGCAAACUCCAAGUCAUGCAUGUACUCUUUGUUGUUUUGUUUUGUGUCUCAGCUCUCUUAUCGUUUUUCACCAUUUUAUUGUUAUUUUUAAUUUUUUUCCUUUACUUAUCUUGGUUAGUAGUACAAAGUACCGACGCUCUUUUUCGGAAUUGAGUUUGGUUGACUGUCGGUCAAAGAAAUGCGGCUUAGUCGACUCAUCUUUGGUGGGUUUAGGGUUUGGACAUUUGUUCAAAAGCCUGCUUUCGUUUAUAUAUUUUUUAAUGUUAGGUAUGUAGAGGAGACUUCGAUAUUAGCAGCCUUUACACGUUUCUAUUUUGUUUUUUUUUUCUUUUUUCUAUAUCUUUGUAUAUUUAUUUAGUGUAUAUAUCAUCAACUAGGAAGGCAGGGAAGGUAGGAAGAAUCCGGGGCUGCAAGAUAGACCUUAUUGUAAUGAGAAAUCUAGUGAAAUUAUGGGGCCAUGUAUGUGUUACUUAGAAGUCAAGGAUAGCCGUCGAUCUGUCAAAUGUUAAAUUGAUGGAAUUUGGAAAAAUAUCCCGGAAUUAUCCACAAAUUUUUUCCUUUUAUAACCAUUUGUAGACAAUCUUAUGAUGUCUUAUAAAUUUUUUUAUUAGGAAAAGAAGCAAUUUGAUUCGUAUUCUCUAAUUCAAAUACUUACUAUUAAGUCA